Pangasianodon hypophthalmus (striped catfish) is the source of this 9438-nucleotide messenger RNA. It is a transcript of the gene bltp3a, whose product is annotated as bridge-like lipid transfer protein family member 3A. The record is from RefSeq and is a predicted model, not a curated record. Bases 195 to 3977 code for a protein of 1260 amino acids. NCBI's taxonomy places the organism in Eukaryota, Metazoa, Chordata, Actinopteri, Siluriformes, Pangasiidae. The transcript is spliced from 21 exons.
UCUCGGGAACAGAUUUCCGUGUCACACCGGCGCCGUGACCAUUUAGCGAACGGCUCUAAAGAUGCUGGACACAUAGCUUAGCGUAGCCUAGCUUAGCCAGUUAGCUGGAAUAUGUGAAUUAGAGAGAAGAGUCAGUCGAUUUGUACGCUUUGCUCUGGAGCCCGGACUGCACUGCAGCGAGGGGAUAAAAGAAGAUGGCUGGAAUUAUUAAAAAACAAAUCCUGAAGCAUUUGUCCAGGUUUACGAAGAACCUGUCUCCAGAUAAGAUCAACCUGAGCACGCUGAAGGGAGAAGGUCAGCUCUCCAACCUGGAGCUGGAUGAGGAGGUUCUGCAGAACAUGCUGGAUCUGCCCACGUGGCUCUCCAUCAGCCGUGUCUACUGCAACAAAGCCGCCAUCAGAAUCCAGUGGACGAAAUUAAAGACAAGCCCCAUAUGCCUGUUUCUUGACAAGGUGGAAGUAGAGAUGAUGACGUGUGAGGAGCCUCGCCCUCCUAAUGGCCCCUCUCCAAUUGCCAUCACUGCAGGUCAAAGUGAGUACGGCUUUGCAGAGAAGGUUGUGGAGGGCAUGUCGGUCAUCAUUAACUCCAUCAUUAUUAAAGUGAAGUCCAGAGCAUUUCACGCCUCCUUCGAGCUCUGGCAGCUUCAGGGCUUCAGUCUGAACCCUAAGUGGCAGAAGAGUGACCUCCGAUACACACGAAUCACACACCCUAAGAGAGGAGAGGUGCUGACCUUUAAAGAAAUUAACUGGCAGAGUUUGCGUAUCGAAGCGGACGCUAUAGAGAGUGAGGAACAGGAUUUGGGGAGCACACCGCUACGCCUCAUUACCAACCAGGGACGCAUCCGGAUCGCCCUUAAACGCAGGGUGAAGGACUGUAAUGUUCUGGCAUCGAAGCUGCUCUUCAUCCUGGAUGACCUGCUGUGGGUUCUGACCGACUCUCAGCUUAAAGCCGUCAUCCAUUACGCUAAAUCUCUGAGUGAGGCCAUGGAGAAAUCCGCACAGCAGAGGAAGAGCAUGGAGACAGUCCCUACCUCUCCUGGACCCCGUCCACCGUGGCCAGAGCCACACCCAGUCCCUGCGGCGACGCCCAACACGUUAGCACAGUAUUUCGACCUUUAUGAUGUGAAGGAGUCAUCGUAUCACACAUUUAUUUCUCGCCUUGACCUGCACAUCUGCAACGACAGCUCGUCAUCAGAAACAGAUGAACCCCCAAUUCCGGGCUCCCAGGGUGCAAUGCAGCUGACCUUUCGUAAACUGGGCUUUGAUUACUACCCCUUCCACAGACCAAGCGAUGGCUGUCGACAUUGGGAGCGUUACUGCAGUGCUUUGGACUCUCGCACUCAGUGGGCGUCUAAACUGCUACAGGAUUUUCAGAAGAAACUAGAGAGCUCAGGAUUUCCCCAACCUCCAUCUGAACCUCGAGAUGGAGAGUCCGUUACAAACUCUGAUGAAUGUUUGGCUUUAAAGAAACUCCGCUCUAGCUGCAUGGUGAUCCGUGUGGACGAUCUGGACAUCCACCAGGUGUCCACCGGGGGGCGUCACAGCAAGAAAACCCAGUCGCUUUUAUCAUGUAACCGCAAAGUGCUGAACAUGGCAGAGAACACGCCUGCGAUCCACCUGCAGUUUACUGAGUAUUACUUCCCUCACAGCGCCGGAGGACCUGUGCCCUGCUCUAAUCUGUACGGUCAGCUGAACGGUCUGCAGCUGUGUGUGGACGCUGCGAGUGUGUUGUGGAUGUAUGUGUUUUGUCGUGGCUUGCUGACGACUCUGGAGCAGGUGAAGGCCUUUUAUCACCUGCAGGACAGCAGCAAGAGUGAUGAACACGUGGAUGUCAGAGUGGACGCUACGCAGCUGAAGCUGAUUGUUCCUCUCGACUCGUCCAUCUUGGAUCACCCUGAUCGUCCACAUGCUCUGGGUUUCACUCUGUCUCAGGCAUUUCUGAGCAACACCCAUCACUCUCCUCACUCGUCCUUCUCCGACCUCGAGUCCACCUUCUCUUCUUUUUCCUCUCAGCCAUUUUUCCGACCCUCACCAAUCUCUCCUUUUCCUCGUGACCAGAACACCUUGCACCCCCUUCCUCCAGCGUUCCUAAAGUCUGAUACCUCGCUCGCACUUUCACGGUCAUCUUCACGGGAUGUGUGGAGUCUCAGCCUGUCCCGUGCAGCGGGGUGUUUUGAGGGUGCGCGGCAAGGAGGCAAAGCACCACCGUUCAUGGAGCCGUUCACUGGGUGUGUGUGGAUGUGCCGCCCGCAAGCUUUAACAAGGUCAAUGAGUCAGGAGGGAUCGUCAAAAAAUGCAGAAAAUGGCGCUGAAAAUCUGUCCAAUCACGACGCUCCAUUAGCGUCCAUCCACUUCCUGGUUCAGUCCAUCACUCCAAUCCGAAUGUGGCUUAGUCAUUAUCAGUACGUUGCUCUGCUCCGGAUGAAGGAUUAUCUCGCUAGGUUAGCCUCCGACCUCAAUCGCUUUCCGAGUGCAAAGACUAAAACAGCGGCUCUUCCCACAGUGUGUGUAUCGCUCCUCUUGGAGGCGCUGGAUCUCAGUUUGCUUCUUCCACCUAUCGACGGGAAAACAGAAGAAGAAGAAGCGCCAGAGGAAACAGACACGCAAAGCCUGACGGACUCUGACCUCUCGCCAUCACGCCCAGACAGCGGGAUCGUGGGAAGCACGGAAAAAGCGUUGGAGCAGGAGGAUGAGUGUGAUGGAGCAGGGGAAGGGCCGGUAGAGGAGGCAUGCGAGGCUGUUGAAGAGGGAUUGGAUGAAGGGAAUGGUCAGGGAGGCGAAUCCCAGGUCGCGACCUCCGUCGUUUCACCACCACCGUCUCCGGCUACAGUGCAGAAUCAGAACACUUCCAUGGUCAGCCUGGAGGGGGAGCUGUCCAACGCACUCAGUGUGACCAAAGACGUGACUAAAGACGCCCUUAGCGCUUCCCUGGACCUCACCAAGGGGGCGCUGUCCAUCACUAAAGACGCUCUCAGCAUCCUGAGCCGCGGCUCUGCCAUGAGCAAAAUAUUCAGCACUCAGAGCAAAGAACCAGAUGACGCCGCUCUGCGUCUGCCACCCCUCAAACACUCGUUUUCCCAGAAUUCCUGUGACAGCGUGGUCAUGGACACCAGCGCGACUGACGAUGGCCUCUCAUUGGACAGUGACACCAGCGAAAACUUCGUCAUCCUCACAGACUCGGAGUCCACUCGUCCUAAUGGCACUCCCGUCCACUCAGCGAGGACAGACGGAGGAUCAUCAGCUGAGCUGAGCAGCUCUCUGUCUCACAGCACUGAGGACAUGUCUCAGGAUAUGGUGUGUGUGCUGCUGCUGUCUCUGCGUGCUGUUCGCUCUGUGCUUGAGCUCCAUGCACAGGAUGCAGUGGUGGCGAUGGAGGUUCAGUCUGUUACGCCAAAGCAGCUGGGAAACCAGCGAGUGGUUGACCUGCAAACGCUCGCACACGGUGCUUCCUCUCCACCGAUGUCCCCUGUUUCCCGCACCCCGGUGGUGUGUGUGAGGGUGGAGGUGGGGCCAGGGGCGGGGCGUCACUGCUGUGCGGCAGAGAGUGCAGGUUUCGUAGAGGUGUGUGUGCGUGGGUGUGAGGCCGAGCUGCUCACCUCAACAAUAAACACACUCGGUCCGUUCAUGGAGGACGAGCUGAGCUCAGACGCCCAGCCAAUCAGAAUCACCGUACACAACACCCGCAUCACGCUCAAGGAUGACAGUCCCCGUGUGUAUCCCACCGCCCCCCAGCCUGUUCCCGUCUCCUUUGUCUUAGAUGGUGUAGUUGUGGAGCGGCUGGACAACGCCAUGCUUACAGUCAGACCCACUGCCAGCCAAUCAGGAAGCAUAGCCUGCUGUGGACCUGAAGGAGAUAACAAGAUCCAAGCCCUACAGUCUGAGCUUGCUGACGUUCACUCCGCCCUCUCCGCUGCCGUCUCCGACCGGGAACGUCUCUUACAAGAAAUCCGCAAAUACGACCCGUCCUUCACGCUAUGACCUCACACCACUAUUGGGCAAAGGUCAGAGGUCAUGGUUCAAAUGCAAGAACAAAAUCUGUGUGUGUGGAAGGAGAGAGUGUUAACUUCUGUGUCCUCUUCCUGACAACCAGGUGCCAUGAAGAGCUUUACUUCCUGUUACUUAGUGACCAUUACAGUGUUAUUGCUUUUAUUUUAUAUUGAUUUUUUUUACAUUUUCUUUGCUGUAAAUAGACUGGUACAGUUAGGAUAGGCUGCUAAUGAGAGGCAUCACUGCAGUGUAUGUGUGCGUGUGUGUGUGUGUGUGUGUGAGCUCAUGAGAAGAACGUGAGCGGUGAAAACACAGCACUGGACCUCAGUCUUAUUUCAGCUGCACCGUGUGUGGGUGGGUGCGUGUGUGUUACGUCAGUUACUUGUGUGUUUGAGUUUUAGGGACUUAUAUACUACACACACACACACACACACACACACACACACACACUGUCAAACCAAUGUACACUCAUCGCAUGUGCCAAUUUAAAAAAAUAUUCCUCAACCUUUUAUCACAGUUCAUAAAAUCAGAAAAAUUCUGAAUUUUUUUACACAUUCAUCCCAUAAUAUACUUCUUUUCUAAUAUCCUCAAAUGCACUGUGCAUUGUGGAGGGUUUUGUAAAAAGUGCUAAUUAGCACACAACCGUAAAUGCUAGAUACUUUAGCAAGAUCACAGUAGUGCAAUCAUGUGUGAUGAAUAUCACAGUGUAUCAUUCAUCAAUUAUCGGCUCAUGCAUGCUUUAUUUUUAGUAUUUGUUUAAAAUAAUGUUUUGGUACUAGACGUAUGUGUGAGAUUAGCUCUAAGUGUUCAUGGUUUUUUCUUUUUCUUUGUUCUCUACAUUCAUUUUUUUAAUGUAAUUUGCACAAACCUGAAAAUGUGACACACGGGAUGUUGACGUGAUCUGCAUGCUCGACUCUCUACCUUAGAUGUUUAGAAUCAAGUGUACAGGUACUUAGGUGUUCAAAUGUCUGUUUGAAUUUUGGUAUAGAAGCCUGUAUUACGCAGUCAGUGGCUCAUUAUGUAAUUAUAGUGCCGGGAGUCAGGUGGAAGGUUGGAUCAGAUGGUGUAGUGUAAAUGCGUUUACUUUAUUGUUUAUGUUUGACUAGAUAGUAGCGCCAUCUUGUGUUCCCGAGGUUCUGUAUUUCAGCCCCAUGUCGCCUCAAUGCCACGUCAGCACUAACAUCCAAACUCUCAUAGAUUAAUAACUGUAUAUGUGAGGAAUAACACAUGACAGGUCAUGUUAUUAUAGGAAAAUAAUCCAUGACAGGGUGGUGGGAUGCCGUUAUCAGCCUAAAGUGGAUUAUUUUCCUAUAAAAGCACAUCAUGAAGUGUUUUAUUCCUGUUAUACAACAGGAGGAUAUUAAUGAACAUCACGCUUAAUGUUCCGUGAGAUAAGUUACUUCCUGUUAUCCCUGAGUAUAGUAGCUAUAAGCAGUCGUUCUUUCUUGACGUUAAUACACCAGAAACACAGCUUGUCAUGUUACUGAGAAACCAGAACGUUUCCAUGGAAGAAAAUUGACCAACUCUUACAAAGCGCUGACACUGGAGACUUCCUUAAAUGUGAAUUAAACAUAUCCAUACAGAAAAGUUACCAUAUCAGCGAUUAUACGUUUUCCUUUGUUAAAUAACACAGAUUUUUUCAAUCCGUUUAUUAUCAGUCUUAGAUUAUGUAGACCUUCCACCAUGCAAGUCGCUGCGUAUAAGCUGUUACUAUAGAAACGAUACCAUAUUCGAAUGAGCGCAUUAAUAUAAACCUAACAUUUACGUUACAAUGGGAACUACUGUCAGAGCUGCUGUAAUAGAAAAUUAAUCAGCACCUUCAGAAUUUAACUUGUCUGUGGUAUAAAUUCUGAUAUUAUAUGUCCAAUAGAUUCAGUGUUUAUUCAUUUAAUUAUAAAUCCGUUAAAUCAUUUGAAAGACACUUGUUGGAUCUAUGCGAAGGUGAUUUGAGGUGACCUUUGGUGACCCCAUGACCUUAGCCAGGACAUUGGAAACCAUUUCACAAGUUUCCUUGAAUCAUUUAGGGAACAUUGUAAUGAUGGGAAUCCCAGCUCUUUAUAGUUACAGUUAGCUAAACGUAAAGAGCUAACAGCUUCAUGAAAAAUAUGUGAAAGCCAAGCAUAACUAUUGAGAGAUGGUUACAGAACGUUUUUUUUUUUUUUGUGUACCAUUAUGUAUCAUUAACACACUUUGUCAGUAGCUGAGUUUAGGCCCUGUGUUUAUUGCUCUGUUUUGCCUCCUAGUGGAAUAACAGAGACUGUAACGGGUCAGUUACAGGGUGAUUUGGUGGGUCGUAUGUUUAACAGCCCUGCUCUUAGACAUGGUGGAAUAGAUUGGUGGAAAAUUUUCCAUAUACACUGCAAGGUAAAAGUUUCUGAACACCCUGUAUUAAUAUUUUUAGUUAAACUUCACGAUACAGGUGCAAGUUAAAUACUGUAGAAUUAGAAAAUCUAGAAAGAAAUGUGUGACUUUUUAGUUUGUUGUUUUGAAAAGAAAUUUAGAUGUAACUGGAAAAGGUUGCUCUAGAUCACUCUGAUGAUCUAGACACUUGUAGCACACAUGUUUGUGUUACAGUUAAUUAGGGCUGCAGUCAAGGAACCGUUGUCAAGUCCAAGACUAGCCGAGAUUGAGUCAUGAUCAAUCUCGAGUCCAAAUGAAAGCGAGAGCAAGACCACAAAGCAUCAAGUCCUUUUCAAGGUCAGGUCUUCCUUCAGCUAGUUGGCUUCAGUCAGGAAUUGUGGCAAUGAUUGGUCUGUUUUCUAGAAGAAGGAAUUAUUUGUCAUCAAAGUUUUUGCAUGUGAAAAACAUAAGAAAAGACAACACGACCAUUAUUUUUUACAAACUCAAGGUCAAGAUCAAGAUCAUAUUUAAUGAGGCCAAUGCUUGGUCCAGGUACAGAUGUCAAAAAGUCCAAGUCGGUACAGAAAACGUCUCGAGACCGGACUCGAUUCCUACAGGCCUACGGUUGAUACUAACACUGUGUGAUAUCAGCUGUAAGACAAAUCUCAGCAGGUUGACCACUUCACCGAACAAGUGCACUCACCGUUAAUAAAGCACACCUUCAGACUCCUGCUACAGGCUGAGAGUGAACAAUGAACAAGUCCUUAAAUACACAGAUUUAAAUAUAAAGGGAGAAUACAUUUCCCUUAUUUAAUUACCAGUAGUGGGUAAGCUGUUUAAAAAAAAAACCUCCACAUGUUCAAAAAAAGUGGUUGUUCAGUCUUAGAUACGUGAUGUUACGUGAUGUUACGUUAAUGUUAGAAUGAUUUCUCACUAUACACCAUCACACCUAUACAGCGUCACAGCCAGAGUGUGAAAAGUGUAGCAUUUUGUAAGCAUUUAAGAAUGUAAAUGGUCUUCCACAUGAGAGAGAGAGAGAGAGAGAGAGAGCGUGUGUGUGUGUGUGUGUGUGUGUUUGGUUGCUACUGUAUAUACUGUACACAUUGAGAGAGAAACACACAGCAAAAAAAAUCUAACUGAUAAGCUCUUCUUGUCUUUCUUUCCCAUAAACAUUUUUAUGCAUGAACAUACUUGAUAUUUUACACAAGUGCAAUAUUGUGUAUAUAUCAGUGUGUAUAUCAGUGUCAUGGGUUUUAUUUAAGAAACAUUGUGUUAGAUUGGGACACAGCCCAGUCUCCUGUAGUUUGUAUGGAUUUGCAAUGUAUUUUUUUUUUUUUUUUGUAGGAGUAGUCUCUUUGUGUGUAUGAUCAAGGUCAUGAACUAGUUCCCUUUAAGGUUCCUCAUUAAGAUCAAUUGCUUGUUAAACGCUCAUUUUAUCUCGCCGAUGGUGCAGAUACACCGGCUCUGUGGCCUCGUCCCAAAUGAAUACAGCAUGCACACUUGUUUCCUGUUGAAUCCCUUUUACUCGCUAGAGUUUCUAUUCUGAAAGCUACUCCAUCCAUGAUUAGCUCUGCGGCUUUGUCCCAAACCGCUAUCCACCCUACAUGCUCAUUCAUCCCUGCUCAGGCAACGUUCCUCACUACAGAGUGUCCAGGGAUAUUGUUUGUUUGGACUCGGCAGGUGCUGAUAUAAAGUGUUCAUAUUAUGGUAAUUAACAAAAAAAAAAAAAACAACAGUUAGAAGACUGCUGUAUUUCUGCUGCAGAAUGUGACGGACUUUAUCUAGGGUGCUAUUCACCCAGGCAGCGUCCUUCUAAAUGGAAUGCCGGGGGACAUGACGUUAUUAUUAAACAUCCAUGAUACAGUGCAGUGUGUGCUAAGCAUACUGUAAUAUAUUGUAUAAUCAAACUAUUGCUCCAUGCCUAGUUCAGACACGUAGAUUUUGGGAUUUAGGUACGCGUCCUGUCUGUAUAGGUUUGGCAUACAAAUGGGUGCUCUCUUGUAACAUUUCAUGAUUAAAUUUUCAAGAUACAAAUUCUGUAAUGGUACAGUAAAAAAAUUACAGUGUGUUCCUGAGUCAUAUUUCUACAGAGCCCUGCUGGUAACAUCUCUACUUAGUAAAAAUAAUGCGUGGCCAUGACUUACUAAGAAGAGCGAAUGGGAAUCACGACUUAAUAAUUUAGAUAAUUAAGAAAGUGUAGCCACAGUUUAACACAUGAGAACGAGAUAAUUAAAUGUGGACACUACUUAGUAACGUGAGCAAAUGAGAUAAUUAAGUGUAGCCACAACUUCAUAACACGCGGGAACAAGGUAAUUAAGUGAAGCCACGACUCAGUAAUGCAAGAGAACAAGAUAAUUAAGUGUGGCCAUAACAUGGGAAAACAACGUGAGACAAUGAGAUAAUUAAGUGUGGCCAUGACUCUGUAAUGCGAGAGAAAGAGAUAAUUAAAUAUGGCAAUGACUCUGUAAGGGAACAAGACAGUUAAAUGUGGCCAUAACUCUGUAAUGCAAGGGAAUGAGAUAAUUAAUUAUGGCCAUAACUCUGUAAAGUAAGGGAACAAGACAACUAAGUAUGGCCAUAACUCUGUAAUGCGAGGGAAUGAGAUAAUUUAAUGUAGCCAUGACUCUGUAAUUCGAGGGAACGAGAUAAUUAAUAUGGCAAUGAUUGUGUAAUAUGAGUGAACGGGAUAAUUAAAUGUGGCCACGACUCUAAAGCGAGGAAAUGGGAUAACUAAAUAUGGCCAUGACUCUGUAAUGUGAGGGAACGAGAUAAUUAAACGUGGCCAUGACUCUGUAGUACAAGAGAACGAGAUAACUAAAUGUGGCCAUGACUCUGUAAUGCGAGGGAACAAGACAGUUAAACGUGGCCAUAACUCUGUAAUAUGAGGGAAUGGGAUAAUUAAACGUGGCCAUGACUCUGUAAUAUGAGGGAAUGGGAUAAUUAAACGUGGCCAUGACUCUGUAAUAUGAGGGAACGGGAUAAUUAAAUGUGGUCAUGACACUGUAAUGCGAGACAACGAGAUAAUUAAAUGUGGCAUGCCCCAAACUGGCUUGAAUAGACUGUUUGUUUUGAAAAGGUUUUUUCACUUAGAACAAAUGUGUGUGUGUGUGUG